Messenger RNA from Cryptomeria japonica (Japanese cedar), 3888 nucleotides. Its product is annotated as putative receptor-like protein kinase At3g47110. Bases 511 to 3546 code for a protein of 1011 amino acids. Lineage: Eukaryota; Viridiplantae; Streptophyta; Pinopsida; Cupressales; Cupressaceae. Gene Ontology annotation, molecular function: ATP binding; protein kinase activity; protein binding. Gene Ontology annotation, biological process: protein phosphorylation; hormone-mediated signaling pathway. Gene Ontology annotation, cellular component: plasma membrane. The transcript has 2 exons. The record is from RefSeq and is a predicted model, not a curated record.
GGAAAUCUGAUCCCCAAUCUAUCAAUGACUGUCUGGAAUUGUUUGUGAUACUUUUUAUCAUAUUUGUGAACAGUUUCGUUAUGAUAUGUAUUUAGACAGUAAUGUGAAUACGCAUAUACUAAUUCAGACGGAUGAGAAGAAACGCUACAAAUGGUUCCAAACAAUUAUCAAUCGGUGGGGUUUGUGCGGUCACAAGCAAAACAUCAAUCACUUACCACGAUGACUUCUGGUCGUUACCUCAAGACUAAUCAGUUUUCAGAUUAAAUUUGAUGUGAGCUGCCGUGCUUAUUUUACCGCUGAAUUCUUGCACCAGGAACCGGUCUACGCCGAGACUUGAAUUCAACUUUUUUUUUCCUAUCCCAUUUCGUUCGCAAUUCUCUCUCUACCUCGGCUCCUAUUGAUUGUUUUGUUCUCGCAGGGAUUAUUAAAAACCCACUAUCCUUGCACACAAGAAAAACCACCAAAGCCUCACAAGUGCACAUAGGUACUUGUCUGUGUGAUUUACUCAGAAUGCAUAACCUCAUCCGAGUUGUUUUAUUGUUAUGCUUGUUAGCAGAGGUGAAGAUCAAUCCGAUGGAGGUGGCGGCAGCAGGUUCAAGGGGAAGUGAGAGGGAUGUUGCUUCUCUAAUGGAAUUCAAAAAUUCAGUCACGCAGGAUCCUCUUGCUGUACUGCACACCUGGAACCAGAGCCUGAACUUUUGCAAUUGGACGGGAAUCCGCUGCAACACUGAAAAAUGGCGUGUUGUAAGACUAGAUUUAGGAAACAUGAGUCUGCAGGGCGUGCUGCCCCCCCAGCUGGGGAAUUUGUCCUUCCUUCACUACCUCGACCUCUCCUUCAACAGAAUUGGGGGCCAAAUUCCCUCUGCUCUCGGGCGCCUGCGACGCCUCAACUUCCUUUAUCUUCACGGAAACUUGCUGGAAGGCUCUGUUCCUCAUUCUCUCGGAACAUGCCUGCGUUUGAGGGAGCUCCAUUUAUCCAGAAACAACCUCAAUGGCAGCCUUCCAUGGCAACUGGGUAACUUGCCCAACCUGCAAGUCCUGACAUCCUGGGCGAAUUGCCACUCGGGCAGCAUUCCCGCGGCGUUGGGAAAUUGUUCUAUGCUUCGGCUUAUUGAUUUAUCUGAUAACGAUUUGGAAGGCACGAUUCCUUCCCAAAUUGGAUCUCUCACUAAGCUUGAGGUCAUCAAUUUGGACAACAACCGAAUCAGUGGAGAAAUCCCAACUUCUGUGCUAAAUUGCACAGAGUUGAGAAAUCUUUCUUUGGUUAAUAACUCUCUGAGUGGGGUGAUUCCAUCGGAGAUAGGCGUCAAGCUUUCCAAGCUUGAGUACCUGGUUCUGCCACAAAAUAAGCUCAGCGGGGUAAUUCCCAAAUCACUGGGAAAUUGUUCGAGGCUUUCUGUGCUCGAAUUGGCGUGGAAUGAAUUGAGCGGCGUGAUACCUCAGGAAUUGGGUAAUCUUCUCCGUCUGACCACCCUCAAUCUGUUUUGUAAUCAUUUCGUGAGCGGAAGUGGAAGUGCGAAUGGUGUUCCUAUAUUGAAUGCACUUAUUAACUGCUCCCUGUUAAAAAGGAUGGAUUUGACAGACAAUUAUCUUGAAGGUAUACUGCCUCCUUCGCUGGGUCUGCUCUCUCCGUUUCUCUCCACUUUCUCAUUAGAAAGCAACCACAUAAGAGGCAACAUACCCCAUCAGAUAGGUAAUCUCACAGGACUCACAGAAUUGUACUUGGGUGGCAAUUCCUUGGAUGAAGCCAUUCCUUCUGCCAUAGCUAGGCUUCCCAAUCUACAAAUGUUAAAUAUCAGUCGCAACCAAUUGGAAGGCCCCAUCCCAAUGGAAUUGGGUAUGACGAAACGCCUGGUAUUUAUUAUACUGCAGAACAAUUCGCUAUCUGGAACAAUCCCCAAGAGCCUGGGAAGUCUUGAAUUAUCAAUAAGGCAGAUAGAUUUAAGCAUCAAUAGACUGAACGGGAGCAUACCGCCAGAACUUGGAAACUGCUCAAAUCUUGAACUCCUGGAUGUGUCAUAUAAUCGUCUCACAGGAAACAUUCCUUUGGAGGUUGCCAAUCUUCACUAUUUACAGUUGUAUUUCAAUCUAUCCAACAAUCAAUUGACAGGGCCGGUGCCUGGAUUGCUCGGGGGGAUGCAAAUGGUACAAGCAAUCGACCUCUCCUCCAACAAAUUAUUAGGCCCAAUUCCUCAAGGUCUUAGUGGCUGUGUAGAACUUGAGUACCUCAAUUUGUCUCAGAAUAAGCUUCAAGGAACUCUUCCAGCAUCAUUUGGCAACCAACUGAAAAGCCUUCAAGACAUUGAUUUGUCUUUCAAUAACUUAUCAGGGUUACUUCCAACAUCCCUGGGAAAGCUGGAAAUACAGCAUCUAAAUUUGUCAUACAAUCAUUUCUCAGGACCAGUCCCCUGUUCUGGAGCAUAUAAGCAGCAGAAAAUCACUUCGUUCUUAGGGAAUCCCCAGCUGUGUGGGAAGUGGCUGGGUUUGCAGGAUUGUCCUCAGGGGAAGCGUCAUGGUAGUGUCCACAAAGGGAAACUAGUUCUCCUGAUUUCCAUCCUUGCUGUCUCUGCCUUGUCUUGCCUUGCCGCUAUAGGAUUUUGGAUUACAUUUAGAAAUAAGAGAAGCUCGAGUGGUUUAAUGCGAAAAGAAGAUCUGAGCAGAGCAACCGAAGCUUAUAAUCCUAGGAACUUAAUUGGAAGUGGUAGCCUUGGAUCAGUUUACAGAGGCGUUCUUCCAGAUGGUAAGAUUGUGGCUAUCAAAGUUCUUACUCCAAAGCGCCAAGAAGCAGAUGAUUGUUUCCAAAGAGAGUGCCAAACAUUACUGAAGGUUGCACAUCCUAAUUUGGUGAAGAUAAUAGGUUCAUACUCAGAGGCAGAGUUCAAAGCUCUGGUAUUAGAAUUCGUGCCAAACGGAAACCUGGACAAACAUUUGCACAGAGACUCAGUUGAUAGCAGUGAAGCACCAGAAUUGAGUUUGAGGAGGCGAUGGGAAAUUCUGUUCCAAAUAGCCCGUGCGGUUUCAUACUUACAUCAUGACUGCUCUCCAGCCAUUGUUCACUCGUUACUUCACUGCGACAUAAAACCGCAGAACGUGCUUCUGGACGAAAGCAUGAGAGUUCGUGUUGCCGAUUUCGGAAUCGCACAACUCGUGAACGAUGCAUCGGCCAUUACCUCGACCUUGAGAGGUUCUUUCGGUUACAUUGCACCAGAGUAUGGAAUGGGAGGAAGAAUUUCAGUGAAAGGGGACGUGUACAGCUAUGGCGUGGUAGUGCUGGAGAUGCUUACUCAAAAGAGGCCGACGGAUCCAAUGUUCGCAAAUGGAUUAACUCUGUCCGAAUGGGUUUCUCAUUCAUUUCCACAUAGUCUGAAAGAUAUAGUUGCAGCGGAUUUAGUUGAAGAGAUAGGGCCAAAGAGCGGAUAUGGAAAUUCAAUGGUUGAGGGGUUGCUACAGCUGGGGCUCUCCUGUACCUCUCAACUUCCACACCACAGACCAUCUAUGGCGGAGGUGGUAAUGGAAUUAAAUAAUUGGGGAUACUUCUUUAAUUAAUCAAUCAAUCAAAGACGGAAGUUAUUUCUCUCAUGGCAUUCAAGAAUGCUGCGCAGUUGGAAGCAGAGCAUUCACUUUUGCAAUUGGACCCUCAUCAAUUGCAACACUGAAAACUGGUAUGUUGUGGGAUUGAAUCUGAGAAACAUAAACUUGCUGGACGUCCUCCUCUGUAAGUCGACCUACUGGAUGCAGGUCACUUUUUCUACAUUCUUCUAAACUUUUUAUCAUGGCUGAAUGGUCAGACGGUUGAAGAGCAGUUUGAUAUUUAAUUCACAUAAAAGUGUAAAUAUCUAUUCUAUUGUAAUUGGCCAGAAUUAAUCUAUACUUCUUUAACUCUUCAUA